GCAAGCUAGAGGAUCGAGCUGGCGCGGUGGUGGUAACCCCGAAGCGGGACUGUGGCGGGUCCCGAUGGACAACACCGCCUGCUUGAAGUCCUUGCUUCUGACCAUUAGUCAGUAUAAAGCAGUUAAGUCGGAAGCGAACGCCACCCAGCUUUUGCGGCACUUGGAGGUAAUUUCUGGACAGAAGCUCACCCGAUUGUUUACAUCAAAUCAGAUACUACCAAGUGAAUGCUUAAGUUGCCUUGUAGAGCUACUUGAAGACCCAAACAUAAGUGCUUCACUGAUCUUAAGUAUCAUCAGUUUGCUAUCUCAACUAGCUGUAGACAAUGAAACCAGAGACUGUCUUCAGAAUACGUACAGCCUGAAUAGUGUGCUGGCAGGAGUGGUUUGUCGGAGCAGUACUUGCCACAAUGAUUCAGUGUUUUUGCAGUGCAUUCAGCUUCUGCAGAGGUUAACAUAUAACAUCAAAAUUUUGCAUUGUGGUGCUAAUAUAGAUGAAUUAAUUACAUUCCUGAUUGAUCAUAUUCAGUCUUCUGAAGAUGAGUUGACAAUGCCUUGUCUAGGAUUAUUGGCAAAUCUUUGUCGGCACAAUCUUUCUGUUCAAACGCACAUAAAGACUUUGAAUAAUGUGAAAUCUUUUUAUCGAACUCUUAUAAGCUUCCUGGCCCAUAGUAGUUUAACUGUGGUUGUGUUUGCACUUUCAAUAUUAUCCAGUUUGACAUUAAACGAAGAGGUGGGGGAAAAGCUGUUCCAUGCUCGAAACAUUCAUCAGACUUUUCAACUAAUAUUUAAUAUUCUCAUAAAUGGUGAUGGCACACUAACUAGGAAGUAUUCAGUUGAUCUACUGAUGGAUCUUCUUAAGAAUCCUAAAAUUGCUGAUUAUCUUAUCAGGUAUGAACACUUUUCUUCAUGUCUUAAUCAAGUGUUAGGUCUUCUUAAUGGAAAGGAUCCUGAUUCUUCUUCAAAGGUUUUAGAAUUACUUCUUGCGUUCUGUUCAGUGACUCAGCUGCGCCACGUGCUCACGCAGAUGAUAUUUGAACAACCUCCAUCUGGCAGCACCAUUCUGGGAAGCCGUUCUAAGUGUUUAGAACCUCCUGUAGCUCUACUUCGUUGGUCAAGCCAACCUUUGGAUGGAUCAGAAAACUGUUCUAUUUUAGCACUGGAGUUGUUCAAGGAAAUAUUUGAGGAUGUCAUAGAUACUGCUAACUGCUCCUCAGCUGACCGUUUUGUGACCCUUCUGCUGCCUACAUUCCUUGAUCAGCUUCAGUUCACAGAACAAAAUCUAGAUGAGGCCUUAAUAAGGAAAAAAUGUGAAAGGAUGGUCAAGGCCAUUGAAGUUUUGUUAACUCUGUGUGGAGAUGAUGCUCUAAAAAUGCAUAUUGCAAAAAUUCUGACAACUAUCAAAUGUACCACUCUGAUAGAGCAACAAUUUACAUAUGGCAAGAUUGAUCUGGGGUUUGUAACAAAGGUAGCAGAUUCUGAAUUGUGCAAACUUGCUGCUGAUGUAAUUUUGAAAACUCUUGAUUUGAUGAACAAACUUAAACAGUUGGUUCCUGGUAUGGAAGUAAGCUUCUACAAAAUCCUUCAGGAUCCUCGCCUGAUUACUCCCUUGGCUUUUGCUUUAACAUCAGACAGUAGAGAACAAGUACAGUCUGGAUUGGGAAUAUUAUUGGAAGCUGCUCCACUGCCAGAUUUUCCUGCAUUAGUACUUGGAGAAAGUAUAGCAGCAAACAACACCUAUAGACAACAGGAAACAGAACAUAUGCCCAGAAGAAUGCCUUUGCAAUCAUUAAAUCACAGUUUUCCAACAUCAGUAAAAUGUUUAACUCCUCCACUUUUGAAAGAUAGAGUUACUGGAUUGAACAUUGAGGAAUUAAUAGAGAAGCUUCAGUCUGGAGUUGUGGUAAAGGAUCAGAUUAAUGAUGUGAGAAUAUCUGACAUAAUGGAUGUAUAUGAGAUGAAACUAUCCACAUUAGCUUCCAAAGAAAGCAGGCUACAAGAUCUCUUGGAAGCAAAAGCUCUGGCCCUUGCACAAGCUGAUAGACUGAUUGCUCAAUAUCGCUGUCAAAGAACUCAAGCUGAGACAGAAGCACGGACACUUGCUAAUAUGUUGAGAGAAGUUGAGAGAAAAAAUGAAGAGCUUAGUUUGUUGCUGAAGUCACAGCAGGUUGAAUCAGAAAGAGCCCAGAGUGAUAUUGAGCAUCUCUUUCAACAUAAUAGAAAGUUAGAGUCUGUGGCUGAAGAACACGAAGUACUGACAAAAUCCUACAUGGAACUUCUUCAGAGGAAUGAAACUGCUGAGAAGAAGAACAAAGAUUUACAAGUCACGUGUGAUUCUCUAAAUAAACAAAUUGAGAGUGUGAAAAAGUUGAAUGAGUCACUCAAGCAACAAAAUGAAAAAACUAUUGCCCAUCUAAUAGAGAAAGAAGAACAGAGGAAAGAAGUACAGGACCAACUGGUAGACAGAGAAUGUAAGCUAGCAAACCUGGCACAAAAAAUAAAAGUACAAGAAGAAAAGAUUGAAGUCUUACAAAGACAAACGGAAGAUAAAGAAGAAGCCAUUGGUGUCCUUAGAAAAGAAUUAAAUAGAACAGAUCAAAUAAGAAAAGAAUUGAGCAUUAAGGCUUCCUCCCUAGAAGUUCAGAAGGCUCAGUUAGAAAGUCGUUUGGAAGAGAAAGAGUCCCUGGUGAAACUUCAGCAAGAGGAGUUGAGCAAACACUCUCAUAUGAUAGCAAUGAUCCACAGUUUAAGUGGUGGGAAAAUAAAUCCAGAAACUGUGAAUCUCAGUAUAUAGAUAUUAUGUAUUUAUCUACUGGGAAGGUGGGGUAGGAAACGUAAUUUGUGACUCUAAAACAAGAGCAAAUUAUUAUCUAAUUAUUAAUUUAGUAAAGAACCUGAUCUGAUACACGUUUUUAUUUGGUCUUAAAGUUUUACUUCUUGUUUCUGGAUUUUAUUGCUUAAAGCUUUCUUUGGUUUUUACUUCAGAAUAGUCUUCUUAGCCUCCAUUAUUGUUUUUUCUAAGUGUUUUCUUUUUCCUUAGUUGCUUUCCACUCUCUUCUGCUUGUUUAAUCUCAUUUGUGAUUAGAUUUUUAAAAUCAGAUGUCAGUGAAUUUAUUUUUCCUUCUACUUUUAUUGAAAUAUGAUUGACACACAGUACUGUAUGAGUGUAAGGUAUACAGCAUAAUGAUUUGACUUACAUACAUUAUGGAAUGGUGACCACAGUAGGUUUAGUGAACAUCCAUCAUCUCAUAGAAACAACAUCAAAGAAAUAGAAAAAAAGGUUUUUUCCCUUGUGAUGAGAUUCCCUUAGGAUUUAUUCCCUUAACAACUUUCAUAUAUGAGGUAAAGAAAGCAGUGUUAAUUAUCUUUAUCAUGUUGUACAUCUCUAGUACUUUGUCUUAUAACUGGAAAUGUGUACCUUUUGAUCACUUUCAUCUGAUUCCCCCUUCAUCCCCACUCAGUGAAUCUAAAAUAACUUUAUUACUACAUUGAAAAUGUAGUAAGAUACAUGGUAUAAGUUCUAAAUUUUUUGAACAUGCAGUGAAUAUUUGCAGAAAUAAUGUAUAAAAGUUAGAAAAUAGCUGAUAUAUUGUGACUGUAUUGUUUGUCACAUAAAAAACUGUAGUAACUUACAGAAUUAUCAAUAUUUAUGAAUUUCUUACGAUUACAUACAGAUAACUUGGAUUCUACCUUUGCCACAUAUUCAGAAAUUUAUUAUUUGUUGUUAAUUCUGAUGUGAAUUUGAUAUAUUGUCCUUCAUUUACAUAGUUUUUAAUUAGGCUGUUUAAUUUUAAAGCAUGACUUAAAUGUCCUUAUUUAUGUAUCUCUUUAAUACAAGGGAGGGCUUCCCUGGUGGCACAGUGGUUGAGAGUCCACCUGCCGAUGCAAGGGACACGGGUUCGUGCCCCGGUCCGGGAGGAUCUCACAUGCCGCAGAGCGGCUGG
This is a messenger RNA of Kogia breviceps (pygmy sperm whale), 3941 nucleotides long. RefSeq names its product cellular inhibitor of PP2A (gene CIP2A). The record is from RefSeq and is a predicted model, not a curated record. NCBI's taxonomy places the organism in Eukaryota, Metazoa, Chordata, Mammalia, Artiodactyla, Physeteridae.